This is a messenger RNA of Electrophorus electricus (electric eel), 3104 nucleotides long. It is a transcript of the gene zbtb24, whose product is annotated as zinc finger and BTB domain containing 24. Gene Ontology annotation, molecular function: DNA-binding transcription factor activity, RNA polymerase II-specific; protein binding; RNA polymerase II cis-regulatory region sequence-specific DNA binding. NCBI's taxonomy places the organism in Eukaryota, Metazoa, Chordata, Actinopteri, Gymnotiformes, Gymnotidae. Gene Ontology annotation, biological process: regulation of transcription by RNA polymerase II. Gene Ontology annotation, cellular component: PcG protein complex; transcription regulator complex; chromatin. The record is from RefSeq and is a predicted model, not a curated record.
GCUCCAUCCGAUAUAAUUUACAGUACUGUAAUGUCCUUUGCAGGCGCUUAUAUUGUUUAAGAAUAAAUUCACAACAUUGCGUAGUAGCUAAAACGCCGUCUUGCGCUUCUAAGCCAUGUGCACACUAAUGCUUAAAUUAUAACCAGGUCUUUAAAAUGGCGCUGGUUUAAAAGUCAAGUGGCUAGCAUUGUAUGCUAACUAGCUAACUACAGCUAGCACAACGCAAUCCAUGUCAAUCAGUCGAAACUGACUUGAGUGUGCCACUCUAGCUAUGGGCUUGGGAUUUGUCUCUGAGAAGUAACUAGAGAAAAGAAUCAUAUAAUCCGUUUUGGAAUGCACGUUAAAUGUCAUUGGCGGUAUUUAUUAAAUGGCAUACUAACCUUGUUUGUAAUUCUCAGUGGAUACAAUUAUUUGUGUGUCCUUGGUUGGUGGGAUUCAGUUGUAAUUCCCUCGUGUUCAGAGUACACUCUGAGGACACAAGUAAUAAAAGAGGACUACGACUGCAUAGUAUAUCUUGAAAUCCUCUCGAGCUAUUUUUAUGUUAACCAGUUCCAUCAUUCUUCUUUGGAAACAUGCAGGUCUUUUACCACAUUAAGCAGAAUGUAUGAGCAACCACAGACUAAAGCUUCAAACUUGCUGGCCUUUCAUUCAGAAACCCACAAGGAUACAAUCCUGCAUAAGUUUGACCAUCUGAGGAAGAGAGAAAUACUUUGUGACAUAACUCUUGUUGUGGAUGAUGUUUAUUUCAAGGCUCAUAAGGCUCUACUUGCUGCAAGUAGCGAAUAUUUCUCAUUAAUGUUUACUACAGAAGACCAUGUAAGCCAGUCCAUCUACAAGUUGGAUGGCAUGGCUGCAAAGACCUUUGCUUCUGUACUUGAGUUCAUCUAUAGUGCGAAAGUGUCUGUGGAGGAGAGCAGCACCGAGCAGCUGCUGGAUGUGGCCCGCCUUCUAGAGAUCAGCGACUUGGUCAAAGCCUAUGGAGACCUUAAUCGGAGCAACUCAGGUGCCACACUGGGUGUUUGCUUGGAGGGAGAUGGUGAAGAAAGAGCAAAUGGGACCCCUCCAAAGCGCAAAAGAGGACGUCCGAGAAAGAACACAAACAUACCAUUCAAGCCGCUUCAGGACUUGGGCCACAAAGAUGAGAGCCUUCCAGCCAAGUCACAGACUGAGAGCACAAAACAAACAACCAUGCAUUUGUCUCCAGGAAUACCUGAGAGCACAGAAGCUCUUGGUGCGGUGACCCCUCUCCCCAGGGACUUGGACAGUACAGACUAUGACCCGAGACAGGACAGGCCUCGCCACAGCAAACGCAAAAUAAGGCAGCCAGUGAAACUGAAAGGCUACAGAUUGGAUGAUGAGUUUAGAGAAGGAGGAGAGACUGUAAAGAGGGGUAGGAAGCGGAAAUACCCAGCUACAGAGCCACGUUGUGAUGACUGCGGCAAAGUGUUCAAGAAUCAUUUGUUUUUAAAAAUACAUAAACGAACUCAUACAGGUGAAAAACCCUUUCGGUGCCAUGUUUGUGGAAACUGCUUCACACAAAAACACACACUUUUGGUUCAUCAACGCAUGCACACUGGAGAAAAGCCAUUUGUCUGUACCAUUUGCUCCAAAGCUCUCUCCACAAAGAACUCCCUGCAAGAACAUAUGAACCUGCAUGCAGAAAAGAAAUCUUUUAGCUGUGAUCAAUGUGGGAAAACUUACAGCCAGAAGAGGCAGUUAAAGAGCCAUUACCGUGUUCACACAGGGAAAGUCUUACCCGAAUGUGCACACUGUCAUCACAGAUUUAUGGAUGCAGCACAGCUGAAAAAGCAUCUGAGAACACACACAGGUGAGAAGCCCUUCACGUGUGAGAUUUGUGGGAAGUGUUUCACAGCCAAGAGCACACUGCAGACACACAUCCGCAUCCACAGAGGCGAGAAGCCUUAUGUGUGCAACAUAUGCAGCAAGUCCUUCUCCGAUCCCAGUGCCAGACGACGUCAUGUGGCAUCUCACUCAGGGAAGAAGCCCUUUACCUGCAGCGUGUGUGGCUUAUCCUUUGCACGUCCAGAUAAUCUGAGAGCACAUGCCAAAACUCACAACAAGGAGAGGGCAGGCUUAGAGACCACAGCAGAAAAGGGGAUGGGGCCUGAGGAGGUGCGCGGUAUCCUUCAGCUGCAACAGUACCAUCUCUCCAGCCACGCAGAGCAGGAGAUCCAGCUGGUGGUCACCAGUGAGGUGGAUGAUGUAAACCUGGUGCCAGGCCAGAAGCCAGGUCUUAGCCUCAUCACUACUGAGGGCACCUCUUCUGAGAGCGAGGGCCAUUCUGGCCUCACCCUGCUUGCCCAGCCCACCGGACAUAUCCAGAACCUGGCACUGGUUGCUCAGGAUGGCCUAGACCCUGGUGCUCACAUCCAGACCAUCAGCAUGGUGGACAGCCAGGUAAGCAGCGGGCAGUCCGAGCAGAUGCAUGUCAUCACGUUGACCAAAGAGGCCAUGGAGCACCUGCAAGUUCACCAUGGAGCUCCAGAGCAGCUACAAAUAAGUCCGCCACCCCUCCAGCACCUGCAGGUGAUCCAGCAAGCCAUCCCACAGCUCUCUGUCCCAACGGAACCUCCUGCUACCCAAAUGAGGCCUGCCAGAGAGCAGCAUGGCCAGAGCCACACAGGAGCCAUUCACAUCAACAGCCAAGCCAGCCAGGCCAUCUCCAUCAGCCAAACCAGUGAGCAGAUUCAUAGCAGUCAGAUCCAGGGACAGACGUUUCAGAUCCAGGCAGGCACAGUCUCUUACCUCUACACCACAAGCCUGGCCCCACAGAACUAAGAAUUGAUGAGAGUACUAAACAUACUGAAUCUUUUCUAGGCUGCUGUUGGUUAUGCUUAUUGCAACAGUAUGAAGCCAUAUUUUGUUUCUUUUUUUAAAACAAUCUUGUCCAAAAAUGGAUAAAUAAUGACAUUAAUUAUCAAAUUGGUGAUCAAAUCGUGUAAAGGUGUGCCUGUGUAAUCAUGUCACAGUGCUUACUAAACAGAAGGGCUGUAUGUAUGAGGUACAUUUUCAUCCAAAUUACUAACACAUCGGUGUGGAAAUCUAGUCUUCAGAAAUAAAGCAAUAAACAACAAUGCAAUGUC